UGACUUCUUCGGUUAACCAAAAAACACUUGGAAAACAUACAAACGAAACCCACACAUUUCCAAAUCCUUAACCUUAUUAUCGGUCGCAAUAAACAUGAUUAAGCUGACCACAAUUCUACUACUCGCGAUUCUUUCUUUCACAAUCCCAUCUUCAUCAUCAUCAUCAUCAUAUUCAUCAGAUGAUGUAUGUAUCAUCGGGUCCGGGAUGGCAGGGUCAUCACUGGCCCACUUCCUCCGCCAAUACUCUUCAAUCCCAACCACCAUCCGCAUGUUCGAACGCCACCACAUCAUCGGUGGCCGUAUGGCAACUGUCACUAUCUCCGGCGAAACAUUCGAAGCCGGUGCUUCUAUUCUUCACCCAAAAAACUACCACGCUCUCAACUUUACUAAUAUCUUGAAUCUGAAAGCUUUGGCUGAUAAUGAUGAAGAAAACUCUGCUUUUUCUUUGGGGAUUUGGGAUGGUGAUAAGUUUUUGUUUAAGACUAUUGAUUCUCGGUCCAAGAAUCGGGUUGUUCAGUACUUUGUUUCCCUUGCUAAUUCGAUUCGAAUGUUUUUUCGAUAUGGGGUUUCUCUUCUUAAGAUGACUACUUUUGUUGAGGAAACAGUGGACAGUUUCUUGAAGUAUUAUGAGAGCAAGGAGACUAGACCAAUUUUCGACAAUGUGGAGGACAUGCUUAAGUGGGCGGGUUUGUACAAUUUGACAACUCAGACUUUGGAGGAGGAAUUAGUUGGUCUUAAGUUUUCGCCUCUGCUCAUACAAGAGCUGAUCACUGUAAUAACAAGAAUCAACUAUGGUCAGAGUGUCAAAAUCAGUGGACUUGCGGGUGCUGUUUCUUUAGCAGGAUCUGGAGGAAACUUAUGGGCAGUUGAAGGAGGAAAUUGGCAGAUGGCUGCUGGGUUAGUCAAUCGUUCAGAUGUUACUUUGCAUCUCCAAGAAGAAAUAGAAUCAAUCACAAAUCUUGGUGAUUUUUAUGAGCUUAACUCUACCAAAGGAAACAGUUACACAUGUCAAGUGACAGUGGUUGCUACCCCCUUGGACGAGCUCAACAUUCGGUUCACCCCUGAAAUUUCUAUCCCAGAAAGAAAAUUACAGCACACAUAUACAACUUUUGUUAGAGGCCUCUUGAAUCCUGCAUACUUUGGGUUGAAUGCAGUUUCAGAUAUUCCAGAACUGGUAGGCACCAUAGAGAGUCCUGAACUUCCAUUUACGUGCAUUUCUGUCCUCAAGCAGCAUGAUGCGAAUGACAUGACUUACAAAAUGUUCUCUCGCCAAAGUUUGACUGAUGCAUUGUUGGAUCAAAUCUUUAGCAAAAGGAAGGAGACAUUGAGAAUUAAUUGGGGUGCAUACCCUCAUUACCAUGCUCCUGAAAAGUUUGCUCCAUUUAUGUUGGAUGACAGGCAUUUGUAUUAUGUAAAUGCCUUUGAGAGUGCGGCAAGCACCAUGGAAACCAGUGCUGUUGCAGCUGAGAAUAUAGCCCGACUGAUUCUGUCAAGGUUGUCAAGCGAGCAGCUUUCAAGUUCAAAUGGCCUGAAGACUUCCACGUCUAAUUCUAACCUCCAGCAUCCAGAGCUGUGAUUCAUGUAUCUAUGAUUUUGUUUGUUGUAAUAUCGAUGUAUCUAAGAUGUUGUUCCACAUACAUAAACAUAAAUAAGCUACUAGUUUUGUGCUAUGUUGUCAUUGAUUAGAUAUACGGAUAUGUUUAUGAUGUAAAAUGACUAAUAGUUACUUGAAUACUACGAGUUUUUCAAAA
This is a messenger RNA of Erigeron canadensis, 1751 nucleotides long. Its product is annotated as farnesylcysteine lyase. Bases 95 to 1576 code for a protein of 493 amino acids. NCBI's taxonomy places the organism in Eukaryota, Viridiplantae, Streptophyta, Magnoliopsida, Asterales, Asteraceae. Gene Ontology annotation, molecular function: prenylcysteine oxidase activity. The record is from RefSeq and is a predicted model, not a curated record. The transcript is spliced from 5 exons. Gene Ontology annotation, biological process: prenylated protein catabolic process; prenylcysteine catabolic process.